Sorex fumeus (smoky shrew) is the source of this 3987-nucleotide messenger RNA. RefSeq names its product toll like receptor 3 (gene TLR3). Bases 404 to 3118 code for a protein of 904 amino acids. The record is from RefSeq and is a predicted model, not a curated record. Gene Ontology annotation, cellular component: membrane. The transcript is spliced from 9 exons. Gene Ontology annotation, biological process: toll-like receptor signaling pathway; inflammatory response; immune response. Gene Ontology annotation, molecular function: transmembrane signaling receptor activity; protein binding. NCBI's taxonomy places the organism in Eukaryota, Metazoa, Chordata, Mammalia, Eulipotyphla, Soricidae.
GGGAAUGCCCUACCACAGAGGCCGGUUUUACAGGGCUGCUGGAGAGAACACAGCUCUGCUUCAAAUGAAGUGAGUUCUCUUCAAAUGAGAAUGAAUGAACAUGAGGUGCAGAGGAUGUGGCCUCUCACACAUACAAGUCAUGCCUCGUCACCUGUCACAAUCCAAAACCUCCAGUUUCACUUUUGGGAUAGCUAAUUUACUCCACUUCCCUAAAGGCAGCAUCUGGAUCUGGAUUCAAGAAAAGAAGGAACAGCCGGUCAUGGUCAGACAAGAAAUUUAUUCAAAUCAAUGAAUAAAAAUACAAGCUUCUGCUUAACUCUGAGGAGGCAACCAGGAGAAUUCAAGACAGAAAUUAUCAAGACUGUUUACCUUGGACUACUGGAACUAGAUAGAGGAUCAAAUCAUGAGACUGACUUUGUCCUCUAUCUGCUUCUUUCUGGGAUUGUUGUUCUUCUCGGUCCCAUAUGCAUCCUCUGUCAACAAAUGUGUUGUGAGACACGAAGUAGCUGACUGUAGUCAUUUGAAGUUGACUCAAAUACCCGAUGAUCUCCCAACAAACAUAACUGUGUUGAAUCUUACACAUAAUCAACUCCGAAGACUGCCACCUGACAAUUUUACAAGAUAUAGUCAACUCACUGUCUUGGAUGGAGGGUAUAACUCCAUCUCAAAACUAGAUCCAAAGUUGUGCGAAGUGCUUCCUUUGUUGAGGAUGUUGAACCUCCAACAUAACCAGCUAUCUCAACUUUCUGAUAAAACCUUUUUCUCCUGCAUGAGUUUGGUUGAACUCUAUCUCAUGUCCAACACAAUUCAGAAAAUUCAAACCAAUCCCUUUAAAAACCUAAAGAAUUUAGUGAAAUUAGAUCUAUCUCGAAAUGGCUUGUCAUCUACUAAGUUAGGAACUCAGAUACAACUAGAAAAUCUACAAGAGCUUCGAUUGUCAAAUAACAAAAUUCACUCAUUAAGUCAUGAAGAGCUUUAUUUCCUUGGCAAUUCUUCUUUGGAAAAAUUAGAACUGUCAUCUAAUCAAAUUAAAGAGUUCUCUCCAGGGUGUUUUAAUGCCAUUGGAAAUUUAUUUGGCCUCUCUCUGAACAAUGUCCAACUGGGUCCAAGGCUCACAGAAAAACUUUGUUUGGAAUUAUCAAACACAAGCAUCCAGAAUCUCUCAUUGAGCAAUGUCCAGCUGGACAGCAUAAGCAAUCUGACAUUUCUUGGACUAAACCCAACAAAUCUUACCAUACUUGAUCUUUCUCACAACUCCUUAAAUGUGAUUGGUAACGAUUCUUUCACUUGGCUUCCACAUCUAGAGUGUGUCUUCCUGGAAUAUAACAAUAUACAACAUUUAUAUUCUCGCUCCUUUUAUGGACUUCUUAAUGUGAGACACAUGAAUUUGCGACAUGCUUUUACUAAACAAAGUUUUCUCCUUGCUUCACUCCCCGAGAUUGAUGAUUUUUCCUUUCAGUGGCUAAAACGUUUGGAAUAUCUUGACAUGGCAGAUAACAACUUCCCAAACACAAAAAGCAGUAUGUUCACAGGAUUGAUAAAGCUGAAAUACUUAAAUCUAGCCAACUCCUUUGCAAGUUUGCGAAUUUUAACAAAUGAAACAUUUUUAUCACUCACUCAUUCUCCUUUGCUCCUACUCAACCUAACCAGAAACAAGAUCUCCAGAAUAGAGAGUGGUGCUUUUUCUUGGUUGAGGCAGCUGAAGAUUCUUGACCUUGGACUCAAUGAAAUUGAACAAAAACUCACAGGCCAGGAGUGGAGAGGUCUGGAAAAUAUUGUUGAAAUAUACCUUUCCUAUAACAAAGGCUUACAACUGAUGGAAAACUCUUUUGCUUUGGUCCCAAGCCUUCAACGAUUGAUGCUCCGAAGGGUAGCCCUUAAAAAUGUGGAUAACUCCCCUUCCCCCUUCCACCCUCUUCAUAACUUGGUCAUUCUGGAUUUAAGCAACAACAAUAUAGCUAACGUAAAGGAAGAACUUUUGGAUGGUCUUGAGAAAUUGGAAAUUUUGAAUUUACAACAUAACAACUUAGCACGGCUCUGGAAACAUGCAAACCCUGGUGGUCCUGUUUAUUUUCUAAAGGGUCUUUCUCACCUCCAUGUCCUUAACUUAGAGUCUAACGGCUUUGAUGAAAUUCCUGCAGAGAUGUUCAAGGACUUAUUUGAAUUAAGGACCAUCCUCUUAGGGAUGAAUAAUUUAAACACACUUCCACCAUCUGUUUUUGAUAGCCAGGUGUCUUUAAAAUCACUGAGUCUUCAGAAGAAUCUCAUAACAUCAGUUGAGAAGGAUGUUUUCGGGCCACCUUUCAAGAAUCUGAGCAACUUAGACAUGAGCUUCAACCCUUUUGAUUGUACUUGUGAAAGUAUUUCCUGGUUUGUUAGUUGGAUGAAUGAUACCCAUACCAAUAUCUCUGAACUAUCAACUCAUUACCUCUGUAACACCCCACCUCCAUAUCAUGGUUUCUCAGUGGAGCUUUUUGACACAUCACCUUGUAAAGACAGUGCCCCCUUUGAACUCCUUUUCAUGAUCAAUACUAGUAUCUUAUUGAUUUUUAUUUUCAUUGUACUAUUAAUCCAUUUUGAAGGCUGGAGAAUAUCUUUUUAUUCGACUGUUUUGGUGCAUCGAAUUCUGGGUUUCAAAGAAAUAGAAAAACAGCCCGAACAGUUUGAUUACGCAGCAUAUAUAGUUCAUGCUCGAAAAGAUCGGGAUUGGGUCUGGAAACACUUCUCCUCAAUGGAAGAAAAAGAUCAAACUCUCAAAUUUUGUCUGGAAGAAAGGGACUUUGAGGCAGGUGUCCUUGAACUUGAGGCAAUUGUAAAUAGCAUCAAACGAAGCAGAAAAAUUGUUUUUGUUAUAACACACCAUCUACUAAAGGAUCCAUUAUGCAAAAGAUUCAAGGUACAUCAUGCAGUUCAACAAGCUAUUGAACAAAAUCUGGAUUCCAUCAUAUUGAUCUUUCUUGAGGAGAUUCCAGAUUAUAAACUGAACCAUGCACUUUGUUUGAGAAGAGGAAUGUUUAAAUCAUACUGCAUCUUGAACUGGCCAGUUCGGAAAGAACAGAUAAAUGCCUUUCAUCAUAAAUUGCAAGUAGCUCUUGGAUCCAGAAAUUCAAGACAUUAAGUUCAUUUAAAGACUAAAUUAACGAAGAUAUCACUUCCCUGUUUUACUUAGAAGAGUUCUUUGACAAGUUUGUUUUUAUUUGAAAAUGGUGUAAAUUUGAUUUGUAUUUAUUUGAAUAUGAUACCAUAACUAUGGGCUGGAGCAAUAGUACAGUGGGUAGGGCAUUUGCCUUGCACACGGCUGACCUGGGUUCGAUUCCUCCGCCCCUCUCAGAGAGCCCAGAAAGCUACCGAGAGGAUCUCGCCCGCGUGGCAAAGCCUGGCAAGCUACCCGUGAUGUAUUCGAUAUGCCAUACACAGUAACAACAAGUCUCACAAUGGAGACGUUACUGGGCCCUCUCGAGCAAAUCAAUGAACAACGGGAGGACAGUGUUACAGUGCUAUCAUAACUAUAUCUUAUGGGGUAUGUCUCAUCUCAAAUUUAUUACUACUCAUUUACUUAGUUUGACCAAAAUAGAAAUUUCCUCCAUUAAUAAAUUCACAACUGAUUACUGAGUUUUUUUUGGGAAUUUUAGAGUUAAAAAUAUAUUCCUCAUUUAAAGAAAACCUGAAGUUGUGAGGAGUUCGUGAUUUAAAAAUUUCUCAGAAUAAAAGAUUAUUGUUUUUAAUGGGAACAGUGCUACUUCAGUUGUAAAUAAUAAAACAUAGGAUCAGUGUGACGGCUCAGUGGGACAGAGUGCAUCAUUUACACACUGGAGCCCAGGGCUUUUUCUCCAACAUCGUAUAGUUUCCCCCAAGCGCCAUUAGGAGCAGACCUGAGCUCCCAGCUCUUGAAAAGUCAAGAGACUGAUUGGGUAUCACGCCCUCAAAAUGGAUGAAUAUACCAUAUUCUUAAAACUUAAUUACUGCAUCUUUCCAUUGUAAAUGUUU